GGCAGAGUAAUCAGCCGAGCAGAGCUCUUUCCCUGAAUGAAUCCAAGUAAAUCCCAGUGGUUGCUUUCUGAAAUGACCAGCAGACACACAUCUGCACCCACGCUUCCCAACGUAUAAACUGGUUCUGAGGUACCAUGUCCAGUGAAAGAAGACCUGGUGUGGAGUUUUCUACGACAACCGUCAGCUCAGUAGCUGUGCAGGCUGGGGACUCCAAAAUCGUGAUAGCUGUCAUAAAGUGUGGCAAAUGGGUACAGCUUCAACUGGCUGAAUCACAGCCCAAUCUUUUAGAAAUUGGUAGCAGUCAAGAUGAAGCCAGAAAACUUCUUCAUGAUCAUGAACUUCUUUUGGCCAAGCUCAAGGCUUUGGAAAAUCAGGUAUGGGAGCUCUUGCAGGAAGCUGAUAGGACAGCUGAAGAGAAUAAAGAUCAGAGUCAGGUCUAUGAUGCCAUGGCCAACACCCUGGGUGAAGCAUGGGAAGCCCUUGUCACCACACUUGAAGGAAGGAGGGUGCUUCUCAGGUUGACUUCUGAAUUUUUUGAAAAUGCCUUGCAGUUUGCUAUUAAAAUAGACCAAACUGAAGAUUUUCUCCAGAAUACUCAAGAGUUUGAGAAUGCUGAGUCCUUAAAAUCACUUCUUCGGCUUCAUGAACAUCAUUCCAAAGAACUCUUAGAACGAUCACUAGCCCUUUUAAACAAAAGUCAACAACUCACUGAGUUCAUAGAAAAAUUCAAGUGUGACGGACCUAAUGUAAAUCCUGAUUUGAUUCAGGGGGCUCAUAACAGCUGCUUAAAGAUUGACAGCCUUCUUGAAGUUCUACAAGAUAGGAGACGACAGCUAGACAAGUACCUGAAACAACAGCAGCAAGAAUUGGGUCAGGUUCUGCAGAUAUGUCAGUGGGACCAACAAGAAAAACAGGUUACUUGUUGGUUUCAGGAAACCAUAAAGGACUUACAGGGACAAAGUUUAGGCUCAUCACUUUCAGACAAUGAGGAUCUUAUACAUAAGCAUGAAGAACUGGCAAUAAAAGCGAAGGAGUGGAAUUCUGCUGUUGAGAAGCUAAAGAGUGAGGCCCUGAACAUUCUGCUGUCCAAAGACAAUGUAGAAAAAGAACAUCUACAACUUUCUAACCAGAAACUGAACCAGCUUCAAGAAGAAUUUGAUUUGCUCAUGGUGGAGAAGGAAACCUGGUUAAAGAAGACAAAUAAUUUUUUUAACAGCGCCAACAAGGCAUUUGAUGUACUUGGAAGAGUUGAAGCUUACCUUAAGCUCCUUAAAUCAGAGGGUUUAAGUUUGCCUGUCUUGGCAGUGAGGCAUGAGGAAUUACACAGAGAAAUUACAGACUGCGCAGCUGAUGCUUUGCAGAAGGGACAAGCCUUAAUCAGCCAAGUAGACUCCUGCCGCUUUCUCUUGACUGGUGUCCGUGAGAUGAUGGGCUGCGUUCAGAGACGAGUGGAUCUUCUGACCGAACAGUGUUCAGCGCACAAGGAAUUUGCUCUUUGGAAACAACAACUAAUGGCCUCUGUGGAGGACUGCCUGAGGAAGGUGGAAAUGCUAAUUCAGAAUAUCAGUCCAGUACUGUCUAAUGCAAUGGCUGUUGGUUCCAGCAUUUCCGAAUCAGAGAUGAUUUUGAGUAAAUAUCUGGAAUUAGAUAUCCAUGCUAAGGAGGCAUCACAUGAAUUAGAAGCAGCUGCAAAACUCAUGACAGAGAUAAAUGAUUUUGAACCUGAUGAAGUGAUAUCACUUUCUUCUAAAGCUAAAUGGCUGAAGGAAGAAUUAAACCUACUUGGCCAAAGCAUAGGCUUCAGGUUACAACUCCUGCAAACUUUUGUGGCAUUUUUAAAGUCAUCAGAGGAGGUAGAGGAGCAGUGUCAGAGGCUAAAAGAGUUUUAUCAAACUGAAAUCUCACGGAAAGGGGAUGAUGACAGUGAAGCCAAGCAUCGAUCUGACUCAGCUGAGGAACGGUCACACCUAUGUUUAAAAAGGAGUUUUUUAACUCAAGACUUAGGGUUUGAGUUCCUUAAUUUAAUAAGCAUGGCUAAAAAGAAUGAAAUAUCAAAUGUGACAAAUGAAGUGCACAUUGUGGAGAACACAAUGGAAAGGCAGAAGGCAGAAAGGGAAGAACUCAGUCACUUUUGGAUAGCAUGGAAACUUCAAGACACUGAAAGCAAGCCUGUGAAACAGCAAUGGGGAGCACUCAAAGAGCAACUUAGAAAGACUACUCACAACUUAAAGCUGCUUCAAGAAGCACUUAGGCCUGUAUCUGCACUUGACCUUGGAGGAAGUCUCCAGGCCAUUUUAGGUCUAAGGGGAAAAUGGAAUGAAAUGAAGUCUCAGUUCCAGCAAUUGAGUAAUGAAGUUCAGUACAUUAUAAAAGAAUCAGAAAAAUUAAAUGGUAAAGGCAUUCCUGUGAAAGAGAAAUCUCAACAAUUGAAGGACCUUAUAUACCUCCACCAAAAACAGAAAGAGAGAAUCCAAGAUUACAACACUAUCUUGUACAAAGUAAUUCAUUUCCACCAAGUCAAGGAAGAGCUGGGAUGUCUCAUCAAAUCAAGAGAACUGGAGUUUCUAGAACAGCCAAAAGAACUGGAGAAUGCUCACGAGGUCCAGACUCAACUCAGCCACUCUCAGGAGAAGCAGGCACACCUGAACCACCUGCAGACACUGGCCCUUUCCCUGGGAAGGGACAUCAUCUCACUGGCACAGCAAUCUAACUGCUCUAAUGUCUCUGCAAAGAGCCUGCAGCAACAACUGGACAUUCUGGAGGGGGACAGUGUGAACUGGCGUGCUAAAGUGGAGGCGUAUGAACAGAACCUGACCUGCAGCUUGGGGUACUGUACCACGAGGGACGAGAUAAAUGAGCUCAAAGAGUCAUUCAAGGAUGUAAAAAAGAAAUUCAACAAUUUAAAGUUUAAUUACACCAAGAAAAAUGAAAAAGCUCGGAACCUGAAGGCUCUUAAAUAUCACAUUCAACAAGUUGAUCUGUAUGCUGAAAAAGUCCAGGCUUUGAAAAAGAAAAUGGAAAAAGUUGAGAAUAAAACUGACUUUAUCUUAAAUUAUCCAAAUAGUAAAAUUAAUGUUCUUUUGGAAGCCAUGAAGGAUUUGCAAAAGCACGUGGAUGAGUUUGACAAAGUUGUGAAAGACUACAAGAAGAAUUUGGACCUGACUGAGCAUCUUCAGGAGAUGAUAGAGGAGUGUCACUUUUGGUAUGAAGAUGCAAGUGCCACAGUUAUAAGAGUUGGGAAAUAUUCCACAGAGUGCAAGACAAAGGAAGCUGUGGAAAUUCUCCACCAGCAGUUCAAUAAAUUCAUCACGCCUUCGGUGCCUCAGCAAGAAAAAAGGCUUCUGGAGAUCAGCGACCUCGCUCAGUGCUUAUAUGGUUUGGAAGAAGGGCAGAAAUGCACAGAGAAAAUAGUGACAAAACACAAGGAAGUCCUUGAAUCUAUUACUGAAUUAUGUGGAUCUCUCACAGAGCUUGAAGAAAAGUUGCAGGAACAAGAGCAGAUGGCUGACAUACUAGCCAUUCAUGGAAGAGAAGAAGGUCAGCCUCCCCCGAACCUGAGGCCCCUGCCCUGUGCUGAAGAGGGUGGUGUCCAGGGUCUGCCUCCGCCUGCUGACGUGCCCUGGGGAGGAGAAGAUGAGUGCAUCUCACCUGAUGACAUCUCCUUGCCUCCACUCCCGGAAAGCCCAGAAUCCCCCGUCCUGCCAUCUGACACGGAGGCAGAGGAGAGUCCCAGCUCCUCUCUCAGCCUUCAGAUAAACAGCUCCAGGAUGCCGAAGGGGUCCAUGGGGCCAGGGGAGACCCAAGAACCUACACUUCCGCCACCUGCUGCUUUUGCUGAUGCUUGCAAUGCUAGGAGAGAAACAUUUUCAAGUCAUUUUGAGAGGCCCUACUCCCAGUUCAAAGCUGAACUCCCAUUAACCUCCCAAGGAUCCCUGGAAAAGAGUACUGUCUUCCACAAAAUCAGUGCUAAACCUCCAGAGAGCAUGCUGAGUGAUGUGCAUGAGAGAGCUUUAAAGCAUCGCCCUCAGGCUCAGGGAAGUUUGCUAGAAACAUGGGAGGAGAUGCAUGCUGAUAAUCAUGUCACUAAAACCCGAGAUAGCCUGCAUGCUGCCCCCGAUGCAGCCUCCAGCCUCCAGUCCCAAUCAGGCACCAGCCAGGGCUAUCACAGGCAAGUGGUUCCCAGAGAAGAGAUUAUAAGUACAUCUGCAAAGAACAGCAUGGUCACCCUAGCCAACCAGGCACCUAAUUUCUCCAGGCUCCUGUCUAAUGUAACUGUCGUGGAAGGUUCUCCAGUGACUUUGGAAGUUGAAGUAACAGGAUUUCCAGAGCCUACACUGACAUGGUUCAAGAAGGGCCAGAAAUUGUCUGCAGAUGGGCACUUACAGGUCUUGCAAAAGGAGACAAGACAUUCGGUGUUCAUUCCGAAGGUGUGCAAGGCAGAUGCAGGCCUCUAUGUGGUUCGGGCCCAAAAUUCUAGUGGCAUUCUCUCUUCCAAUGUCAUCCUCCACGUGACAGGUAACCACAGGCCGCCUAUCACAAGAAUAAACUGGAUAACACUGUGUGUCAUCUAUGUUAGUGUCUCCCUGCUGUACUGGCUGCUCACAUGGUAAAUUUGGGGAGGGAACCCAUGAAUGUUUUUCUGAUGAGCCUAAAGGACACUAUGUUGUUUCUUUUCCCACAUCUCCUACAAAGCAUCCUCCACCAAAUGGACCUCCAUUCUGGUCCUAUUGCUUGUGUGACUAAUAUCACUGCUUGAUGAAAUAAUCAACUUUUCUCUAGUGGUUUAAUGUAUUUGAGAAAAAUUGUUAAAUUAUUAGCAAUGGAUCAGGAUACAGUUUUGUAUUUAGAAAGAAUGUGUUCAAUAGAAAACAAAGUAAAGCUCUGCUAUGUUUAUUCUAUCUUAAUUUAAGCACAUGCAGAUCAAGGUUCACAAGAGAUAUAUAGAUGUGGUAAGUUUCAAAUCCAACUAUUGGAUCAUUUAUUUUUUAUUGUACUUAUGAAUUUUUUUGUCAAAUAAUUGUAGAAAUAUUGAAUGUUGUCAUUUUUAUUAUUGCUUAACUAUGCCUUAACUUUGUCUUUUGAAUGCCUUGAUCUCAUUUAUGAUAUGCAUUCAUUCUUUGUAGUUUCCACUUAGAAUAUAUCCCUGAGUCUCAGGAUGCAACUUUAAUCAUUCCUCUGUUGAUUUCAUGGAUUUUACAUAGGAGAACAGAUGUGCCUUCAACUUUAAAUGGAGUUUGAAGCUGCCAUCAGCUAUGCAUGUCAUAUUGCAAGAUAGUCAUGGGCUACUAGAAUGAACCAACUUUACACCUGUCAUUCCAUUGAUAUAUUUGGGGCACUCAUGUAUAUACAAUGCAACUAGAUCUUCUUGCUACUGCUCUUGAUCUUGAUUUUGCUGCUGAUGUUCUUUUUAUAGUUAGUGGUAAGGCAUCUCAGUGCCUGUUUCCCUUUUGGAAAAUGGGUUCAUCAUCUACCUCUCUGACAAUUAAGAGCUUUUAAUUCAUUCUUAUAAAGAUCCAGAAAAUGGAAAGCACUCUAGGGAUAUUAAGUUUAACUAUAUUAUUUAAUGUAAUUGGUCAUUGCACUGCCUCCUGCCCACUAUUGCCCUUGUAGGUGCUGAUUCUUUAGCAUAUUCAAUUAAAAGAGUAGUGUUCGUAUGUGAUUUCCCACCACUCCCAUGUGUUAAAAUGGUAUUUUAUGAAUUAGAAUUCAAAUUCCUUGCUAAUUCCUUUAAACUAUAUCCUUCUCAAACACUUGGGAAAAAAAAAAAACAACAAAAACCAGGAGGAGGAUAUAUUCAGUAUUUAAAAAGAGGGAGGGAGUAUAGUAAGAUGGCAUAAGAUGAAUUUUAGUCCUCUAAGAUUCAUGUAAUAUUGAAGAAUGUUCCAUGUCUUUCUGAUAUAUAUUAUUCAGAAUAGGGGGUCAUCUGUUUGAUUCAUUUAAAAAAAGAAACAUGAAUAAGAGAAGCAUUUAUUUUUCAGAUUUUAAACAUAGUUUUAUGCCACUAAACAAAAUACUCAGUUGAAAUGAUACUUGUUCUCAAUUUUUGAUAAAGGUAAGGAAUGAAUUAUGCUGCUGUAAAGUCCACAUACAAAUAAAAGUAUUUAAAAUUAAUAUAUUCAAGUUGAUAUUUAAAAGUACUGAAUGUCAGGGCCCUC
Messenger RNA from Condylura cristata (star-nosed mole), 6155 nucleotides. RefSeq names its product coiled-coil domain containing 141 (gene CCDC141). Bases 135 to 4610 code for a protein of 1491 amino acids. The transcript is spliced from 23 exons. The record is from RefSeq and is a predicted model, not a curated record. NCBI's taxonomy places the organism in Eukaryota, Metazoa, Chordata, Mammalia, Eulipotyphla, Talpidae.